CAGAUGAUGAGCGAAAGCAGGAGGAGGAGGAGCGAGGAGGCAGGCGCUCACAGGAGAAAUCAGCGACAGCAGCCAGCAGGACAAUGGGCUGCCUGCGCUCCGGCUCAUAACGGGAACCGGGUUGGCUUCAACUAACUGGACCAGCAGGAUGGGAAUGUAAAACAGCAGCAGGAUGUGGCCCCCCUUAUCCCUGUUAAUCUACGCUUCACCCGGGGGCUUUUGACUGACCAAAAAUGAUGAAGACCGAGCCCCCAUCGGCCACGGGGGGGAACGGGGCCUCCGGUGGGAACAACGGGGGCUCCAAUCUGCGUAGUCCGUCGCCUCACCGCAACGCCUACGAGGCGGGGCUGGCGGCGCUGAAGAAGGCCACCGACCACCUCAACAAUGCCGCCAAUGGAGCGCCCAACCCCGGCUCCAAACCCCCCCUCCUGCCCCGCCCGACCGGCCGGGACAAGCGCUAUGGAUCCAACGUCCACCGCAUCAAGAACAUGUUCAUGCAGAUGCAGUCUCCAGGCGAUGAAGAGGAGGGUGCCAAAAUGCUAGGCAGGGAGGAGGCACUGAAGCUGUCUAUUCCUAGGGCCUCUAGUCUCAAUGAGAACGUCAACCACAGCGCCUUGCUGAAACUUGGGGAUCCGGCCUCAGAGCGAGCCCACAGGUCUGACUCUAAAACGGGCGCAGACAGUGCAAGCUCCUCCUUCGGUCUAUCCAAGCUCCAGGAGACCAGGAGGAUGUUUGAACUACGGACACAGCAGGAGAAGCAAGCCGCCACCAACCGCAUAUUGCUGAAGAAGGAGCGGGCCUCGGGCUUUCAGGGCAGCCGUCUAGAUGUUGUGGCCCGCUUCAACGGCUCCACCGAAGCUCUAGAUCGACUGGAUGAUCCUCCGGCCCCCGGUCCCGCCGCGGUCAACUCGGCUGCAGCUCCGGGGGGCCCUGGUGAGGCGGUUAGCCCCACGGUGAGCCAGCUCAGCGCGGCGUUUGAAAAAGGCGACGUGCGAAACAAUCUCUACCUCCCCCAGCGCAGGUCGGCCCCUGCCUUGGCGCCAAAACCCAAACCUCCAGCCCGAGCAGAUGCGGCUGAAAAAAAGGCGCAUCCUGUCGGCAAGGAGGCCAAAAGGGAGGCAGCAGCAGAAGCUGCAAGCGUCAUGGCAGCUCAGCCGGCAGAAGCGGCAGGUUCUGGACAAAGGAGCACUGCGGGACAGGCUACAGGUCAAGAGACGGAUGGCUUUGGACCUUCAAGAGACCACUACUUAAGUUCAUCGGCGUCUUCGAUCACCGUGACUGUAACGUCUGCCUCAUUUGAGGCCAAGUCUGAACCCGGUGCCCAGGAGGAAGGAGCUGAAGAGAUGGGCACGGCUCUGGUGGAGUCCCAGGCCAGAGAAAAGGACGUCUCCACCGAAGCAUCAGGGGGGACGCUGGUGCAGGCGGAGGUUCACGCCUCGCUGGAAAAGGGAGAGAAAGAGCCUCCGCCUUCCGCUCCUUCCUCCGGGGAGAAAGGAGAGGACUCUGAAUGGAGGGAAAAGGAAGAGGACGAGAACGACGAGGACGGCUCGCGCCGGGAGGAUUACUCCGAGGGAGAUCUGGUAGACAUCAGCGCGUACAGCGGCAUCGGCGAGGAGGAUUCAGGGGGAAGCCAGCUGGACGACGAGGACGACGACGAAGAGGACGAGGAGGCGUACCAGCCGGAGAGCAGUUGCUCUGAAAUGCCCGGCCUGCCCGAGGAAGAGGAAGCUCCGCCUCCCAGCAGAAAGAUUCGCUUCAGCACAGAACCAAUCAAGGUCUUCACCACCUACUCUAAUGAAGACUACGACCGGCGCAAUGAUGACGUUGACCCCAUGGCUGCCUCAGCCGAGUAUGAGCUUGAAAAGAGAGUUGAGAAGCUGGAUUUGUUUCCUGUUGAGCUGGAGAAAGACAGUGAUGGCCUGGGCAUCAGCAUCAUCGGCAUGGGAGCAGGAGCUGAUAUGGGCCUGGAGAAACUGGGGAUCUUCGUGAAGACUGUCACUGAGGGUGGAGCUGCUCACAGAGACGGAAGGAUCCAGGUGAAUGAUCUGAUAGUGGAGGUUGAUGGGACCAGUCUGGUUGGUGUCACUCAGAGCUUCGCUGCCUCCGUCCUCCGCAACACCUCAGGCACAGUCAAGUUUGUUAUUGGCAGGGAGAAGCCGGGGGAGCAGAGCGAAGUGGCUCAGCUGAUCCAGCAGACUCUGGAGCAGGAGAGAUGGCAGAGAGAGAUGAUGGAGCAGAGAUACAAACAGUACAUGGACGAGGAUGAGGAGACUGGCGAAUAUGCUACAGACGAGGAGGAGGAAAUGAGUCCCAUGUUUCCCAACUCCAUUGAGGUUUUUGACCUGGCAGAGAACCAGGACACGCUGUCUCCCGUGGAGCUGGACCCUGAGAAGUUAGCCCACAAAUUCAAGGAGCUCCAGAUUAAGCACGCAGUAACGCAGGCAGAGAUCCAGCUGUUAAAGAGGAAGCUGGCUCAUGCCGAGCAGGAUAAGCUGCGUUGGCGGAUGGAGCGCGCUCAGUUGGAGCAAAACAUCAGAGACAGCAAGGAGAGGAUGGAGAAGCUCGAGGGCUACUGGAUGGAGGCGCAAUCCCUGUGUAAGGCCGUGGAUGAACACCUGAAGGAGACCCAGGCCCAGUACCAAACACUAGAGAGGAAAUACAACAAAGCCAAGAGAAUAAUUAAAGAAUACCAGCAAAAGGAAAUUGAGUACCUGAAAAAGGAGACCGCUCAGCGGCGUGCACAAGAAGAGUGCGAGGCGACACACAAAGAAGAGACGGACAACCUGCAGGAACAGAUAACAGACCUGGAGACCAAAGUGGAUGCCUUGAAGAGCCCUACACCAUCCUAAACUGCUGCUACGUCCUACCUCCUGUCUGUGACCAGAAGAGGACAUGCUCAGCCUACAUUCAAGACCAGGCCUAUGUUAAACUGCAAUUACCCAUUUUCUGCACGGACAGACCGUCAAAAAAACUAAACUGGCAAACGUAAUAAGAGAGGCUGAGGAGGAAGCGACCCCUCAUCCUUUCCCAGAAUGCACCACCUAUAAUAACCGGAAUCCUCCUUUUUUUGUGUCUUCCUGUCAACCAGCUUGGCAAUCAACAAAAACCACAAUCACUUGACUCCUUCCCCAUCUGUGGAUGACCUGUUGUUGUUUUUUUUCUUUUUCCCCUCCCCUCAUCAACAGUCUCUUACCAGGUUCUAAUCAUAAUUACAUUUUUUUAAAGCGCUUUUAAUACCCAGGCUCGUCACAAAGUGCUUUAUAGACAGUGGGCAUGAAUGCGGAACGAGAGAGAACAAAGGACAAAUGAUUGUUGCUUGUUGAACUCAGUGAACCACGUGUUUUGCUUCUUUCUUUUUUUCCCCCCCACCCGGGGAGCUCUGGGGAGGAUCCUUAUGAAGGGGACGAGUUCUUCUUCAGUUCUUUGGCAGCGAUCUAUUGACUCAACGGCUGCUGAGACGAAUGGUCUGCUAAACUGGCCAAUGAACAGACAGAGAAUCUUGCUAGGAAAACUUUACACAACGUUUAUACGGAAAAAGCCAAAAGACCGCUGGUAGUUAAGUAAUAAAUACAAUAAAAAAAAAAAGACGCAUUUCUCAUCAAAACCUGUGAAACUGCAGAGAGCCUUGGAAACCCGUGUCUGUGGUUUCCCUCCUUCAGCCUACACUAGGAUAGGGUGUGAGCUGCAGAGGCACGAUGGUGUAUAUACUCUCUAUACAUUUAUUUAAAAGCUUCUAAAUGGCUGAGGCAGUUCAGUGGAUCAGCUAGAUGAGAAUAAAGCUGUGCCAUGACGGGAAUGAUGACCCCCUCACUGCUGGGAGGGGGGCGGGGCUUCAGUAUUUCUCUGUUUCAUCUCCUUUCUAUCGACAUCAGUGGCAAACAGGGUGUGAGCGGUCGUAUUCUGUGUGGGUAAAGCUUCUUCUGGUGUAUGUUGUUGGUGUCUGCAGUAUCUGUGGGCUUACAGGCACACCAGCCUCCGGCUCUUCAUUCAUUUAUGUAACGCCGUUUGAGCUGCUGCUGCUGCUGCAGGGGCAGCUUGUUAUCAGGUUUCAGAAAUAUCCCUCUCUCAAGCCCAGCUCAGUGGCAUUCUGAGUUUUAUGCUGAGCUGGGAAUAUUCGGUUUACUCCCACACUCAGAUUUACGUUGCUCAAAACAUUUCACAGUUGCAGAUUUGCUGCAAAUAAUAGAUAUUUUCUUUGCAAAAAUAAUUCUGCAUAGAGUGUCAACACCCCUGGGGUUAAGAAUAUACACCUUUGUCAGAUAAUUCAAGGGAAUUUCCACACCUUAUUUUUUAUGUGUCCCGGAUAAUUCAACUAAAACCAAACAAAUUUAAUAAAGGGAAACGUAUAAAAAUGAAAGAGUUGCAACAACCUGGUUUCAUACAUGUGCACUGUCAUAAGCUAAUAUUUUUUUGAUUCAAUUUAAUCCAACUGGUUAAUCUGAAAUAAAGUGCAGCUGUCCUUGCAGCAUUGUUCUGACAUUCCAUCCUUUGCAUCCUUGUGCUAAAGCCAGAGUUCACUGGGAAGUUACAAGGAAUGAAAAGGAUCUCGUUGUACGAAGGUACCAGUCCAUGACAUUACCGAUAGAGCGUGGCACAGUGAAGGCAGGGAGGUAUAACUGGACAAAAUGGGGGACAUUACAACAACUAAACAUUUAUUGGGAAAAAGAUGAGACUGAAACUGGUCAUGGAGGUUCUCAAGUGGCAGACAGCAACACUGACGGAGCUCCAGGAAUGUCCAACAACCAGUGGUUGUGUUCUACGUGUGACAACUAUCUCCUGUAUUCCCCACAUGUCUGAGCAAAGGAGGAGGCUUUUCUUCUAAAGAAAACACCCGGUCCGGCUAAAAAUUGCCCAAAAUUGAGGAGAAACUACAUUUGAACUUUUGGGUUCUAAUUCCAACGGGUAUGCUCGUCACGAACACAACACCGCAUGUGACCAAAAGAACACCAUACCAACAGGGAAACACGGUGGUGGCUGUUUCAUGAUCCUGAGUUACUUUUCGUCAGCUUGAACCGAAGGUGGAUUGUCGAGGUGGAUCCGGUUGUGAACAGAACCAGUCGGUGUUGGCUCAGGACCGUCCGGUGUCUGCAAGAAAGCUCAAGAUGAAGAAGGAUUUCAUUUUUUCAGCGUCACUGUGGCUCCAAGUGUGCAUCCAAAUCAACAACAACAAAAAAAGACUUCACCAAAGGAAAACUGAAGUUUAGGAUUUGAAUUCCAGAGUCCAGAACUAAAUCUGACAGAAAAUCGUUGGGGUCAGCUGAAAUUGGCUGCAGACAAGAGAUGUUUUCACAUUCUGAUAGAUUUGGAGAAUUCUUCCGAAGUACCCCGGGUAAAUAUUGUCAAGUCAAGACGUGGGACGCUGAUAGUCUUCUACCAAAAAAGACCUAAUGACGAAAAAGAAUCAAAACGGGGGGUGCACAAUGGUACACCUGGGUUAUUGCAUCUUUAUUAUUUUUCAUUGUUAUCCUUCAGACAUAUUAGUUUUUUUAAUUGAAUUGUGAGUGAUAAAUGUCACAAUAUAUACGUGCAAAAGGUUCUGAAAUGAUUUAUCAUGGCCCCAUUUUUCUCCAUGAAGCCUGCCUUUUUAGCUGCCUUUUUAGCUUGUAUGCACACUAUCUAGAGCCACUGUAAGUAAAAAUUGUUACUGAGAAAGGUCUGCAUCCAUUCCAUAGCCAUGCACUAGAAACAUCUGGUCAGUAAUACAGAUUUUGUUUAAAGAAAAAAACACAAUUUUUGAAUAAUGUUCUCCUGUACUGCUUCUUCACUGGCUCCUACCAAGCUGCUUUAAUCAUCUUUAAGCAUGUUUUUUAAACAGUCAUAAAAUUACAAGCUGAUUCUUAAACCAAAUCGUCAGUAUCCUUCCUGGUAGGAGAACCGCAGAUUACCUCCAAUGUUCAGCUGAUGAUAUGAACAAAAGCUCAUAAAAGCAAAGUAAACAGUAAUUAACCACUUUUUCUAAAAACAAAAAUAGUAUUGUCCAAGUGCAACAUGGCAAUACUAGCAGAUAUGUGUUGUAACUAUUAAACAAGUUUAAAUAAACCCAUAUCCAAAAAGUAUUAAAUACCAAAAACCUAAAUGCUGCCAGUUGUCUAGUUUGAAGCAAUAGCUCUAAUUUUCCCAGCCAUUAUUUACAUAUGGGGCCCCUGUGCAUAGGAAAAGCAUUGAAUAAUAGGCCCCAGAUGGGGUUAUCCAAGGUUUACAAGAUAACCUCAUGUUUAUUAACUACACCGUUUUUAGACGGCACAACUCUGGAUAAAAAGUGGAACCCAUAUUGGUCCUAAAUGUGUUGUCCAAAUUCACCUGAUUUUCUUAAAGCCUAUUUCAGACCCUGCUAAGACCUAGAUUUUGUGUCCACAUGUUUUGGCCAAAACAGGUGGUGUUUAGUUAACCCAAAUGAGUUCCAUAUAAAAAGCCCAUUGUAGGCUCACAUAGGACCCACCCAACCUGAGUAAAAUCCAUGUGGGUCACACUCUCACAUGCACAUUAGUUGGGUUUUUUGGUGUAGUGCUCUAUCGAGGGUUAUAAGCUGUCAAUAUCUUACCUGCAGUAGAUUAUUCCCUUAGCAUCUUUACCUCAAUACGUUUUUUAUGGCUAGCCACAGUUGGCCCAAGAGGUAAACAAAAUUCUACCAUCAUGAAACAACUUGAAUAUGCCGUAACGGUUCGUGCAAAUAACUAUAGACUCCUAUGUAAAUUAUCGUAGGCCCUAUAUUGUAUGUAAUUACUACAGGUAAGAUACAGACUGCUGAUAACCCCUUCAAUGAAACCUGCUUGAAAAAUCUGAAUUAUUUCUUGAAAAGAUCCGUUUCUCGUUUCGAUUAUUGGUUGUAGUGUUAAAAAUGCCUACGGACGAACAUUUUUGAACAGACUUGAGUAUACUUUAACAGACAAAUGGUAACAUCCUUUUGCAUUUCAAUAUUUAAACAUUUAGUGUAAAAACAGGUUGAAAUUGAGCCCCCUCAAAACUACCGUCCAAAUUUGUGGAUUAAUUUACAGAACAUGUAAGGUGCUCAUAACGCUGAGUAACGAACUGUUGAGCUCAGUAAACCCGAUAUUAUUUCAGCAUGCCGUGUUGAGUUCCUGCAUGUAGCUGAGCUUAGCUAGCCUGCAUGUUGCUACAAGACAAACAUGCUAGUAGCAAAUGAUUUCAUUUCUGGGGUAACAAACUGCAGCUGUCACAAAAAAUGGCAUCUAAUAGUUUCUUUAUGUUCACAUUUAAAUUCAUAUAUGUCCUUAGUCGUUAGCUAUCAACACUUAUGUAAAAUGCCGUCUAAAAAUGACUUUAAAUCCAUUUUUGAACCAACAAUUGUCUUUUCCCGUUAGCUAGUUACGUCUUAUGGUAACAGGACUAACAAUUCUUUAUCUUGAUUUUUUGAAUCAGUAACAUCCCUUACCCACUAACUGGUAAAACCUCAUUAUGCUAACAGGCAUCUAAAUACUAUGUUUUAUCUAUUUUGGAAUAAGUAUCCAUCCUUAGCCGCUAGCUAGAAAAACAUAUUAACCUAACGGACCAUGGUGGUUUCAUUUUUGGGUCACAUUAGUUUGGGGAAACCUUGAUGAAGCACCCGUGUGUAUUCUCCAGAAAAUCCUGUGCGUGUAAACACUCUAUCGUUAGGGUUAAAAUUAGACAAUCCCUGUGCCAGUGUUCAGCCUCCGGAGCUCGAUUCUGUGAUAACUACAUGAAAGAGGGAAAUAAGGUCGCUUUUAGGAACCCUCUGGUGGCGUCUCAAGCGUAUUCCCAUGGUUGUUAAAAAAAGAACAAAAACUGUCUGUGUUCUGAUAAAUGGAAAACAGAUGCUUGCAGUAUUCAAAAUCGUGCACUAAGAGAUAGUCGUUUGAAAUGUUGAGUCACUUAGCUUCUUAAAUGCUGAGAAUAGACUAAUGGGCCUUGUCACACUGCUGUUACAGUACAGUCUGUAUGUUUUUACAGUUAUAUAUAUAUAUAUAUAUAUAUAUAUAUAUAUAUAUAUAUAUAUAUAUAUAUAUAUAUAUAUAUAUAUAUAUAUAUAUAUAUAUAUAUAUAUAUAUAUAUAUAUAACUGUCCAGAUGUUACGGUAUCCACUGGCGAUUAGUUAUUUGUGCGGAUUGUCAAACGGUGCUUUAGGACGGUGUAGAAGCAUUAGAUGGAGUUGCUGCUGUCUAUAAGAGCAGCAGGUUUCUUGUUUGUUUUUUAAAAUCAUGAAUGUGUUUAUCUGGAUAAAUAUAGCUUGCUGGCAAGCUCUGAUGAGGACACGUUACUGUCAGUACAGUAAGAAAUUUCACUAGGCCCAUUUUGUUUCAAAUGAAUUAAAUCUGUUCUUUUUUUCUGUUUGACAUUUACAAAAAUGUUCUGAAAUCAUAAAUAUGUCAGUAAAGGAGUUCUCCCUCUUCUAAUAUCCAACGAUACAAAAGUCAAAAACACAUAUUUACAGCUAGGUAUUUGCUUUAAAGAUCCUUACAGUAGAAAAAGUGAUAUUGUAGUAUUCGUGUGUGUUUUCAGAGACUUUAGGUGACAUGCUUGCUUAAGCAAAGAACAGUUGGGGAAUUUAGAUAGAAAUGGGACUAUGACCGUCAUAUUUCUCUUUGACUACUUUUUUUUUUUUGUUGUUGUCAAGGAGAGACUCCACACUUGCUGUACACGACGUACACAGUUGGGAUUUUGUAACUAUUUACACCAAGUAUUUGUUAAGAGAACUGCAGUAAUGUUUAAGUAUUAGUCGUGCUGGAUGGGAACAAAAUGUGUUCGAGAGAAUUUCUUUUUUUUAAUAGAAUGAAAAUCAGCCAUAAGCAACUCACUUGAGUCCUGUUAUGUCUUUAGUAUUUUUAUUACAGUUUCAUCUCUAUUUUGAACUAAUGUGAGCUGUACAAUAGCCGUUGUAUCACCAAAAUCGUGGUCACUUUGGGUUUAACGUCUAAACACAGAAAGUGAUCAGUUUGCCUUUUAAUGAUGUAUUAGUUAACAUGCUGCUUUUGCCUCUAUGAAGCCUUUACAUGUGUUUUAACCGAAGCUGUCGGCCAUGACCCGUCAUUGUCUGCCCAUUGCUCAUGUCUGCAUUGAAAACGAUAAACUGAAUAAAAUGAAUCAAAUGAA
This is a messenger RNA of Fundulus heteroclitus (mummichog), 9069 nucleotides long. RefSeq names its product neurabin-2. Gene Ontology annotation, cellular component: actin cytoskeleton; dendrite; cytoplasm. Gene Ontology annotation, molecular function: actin filament binding. The transcript is spliced from 15 exons. NCBI's taxonomy places the organism in Eukaryota, Metazoa, Chordata, Actinopteri, Cyprinodontiformes, Fundulidae. Gene Ontology annotation, biological process: actin filament organization; calcium-mediated signaling; neuron projection development. The record is from RefSeq and is a predicted model, not a curated record. Bases 234 to 2849 code for a protein of 871 amino acids.